Messenger RNA from Penaeus monodon (black tiger shrimp), 2671 nucleotides. Its product is annotated as transcription factor Sox-21-like. Gene Ontology annotation, molecular function: RNA polymerase II cis-regulatory region sequence-specific DNA binding; DNA-binding transcription factor activity, RNA polymerase II-specific. Gene Ontology annotation, biological process: cell differentiation; regulation of DNA-templated transcription; anatomical structure morphogenesis. The coding region runs from base 26 to 1126 and encodes 366 amino acids. NCBI's taxonomy places the organism in Eukaryota, Metazoa, Arthropoda, Malacostraca, Decapoda, Penaeidae. The record is from RefSeq and is a predicted model, not a curated record. The transcript is spliced from 2 exons.
CCCCCCCAACCACGUGAAGCGCCCCAUGAACGCCUUCAUGGUGUGGUCGCAGCUGGAGCGCCGUCGCAUCGUGUCCCAGACGCCCGACAUGCACAACGCCGAGAUCUCGAAGCAGCUGGGACGCCGCUGGAAGCUUCUGACGGAGGAGCAGCGGCGCCCUUACCGCGACGAGGCCCAGCGCCUGAAGGUGCUGCACCGCCUCGAGUACCCUGACUACAAGUACCGCCCGAGGAAGAAGAACGCGAAGAAUUGUGCCCCGCCACUGGUGUCCCUUCCUGGAGGAGGAGGGGGGGGCGGGGACGUCCUUCGGGGCGUGGCUCUCGGCGGGGGUGGGAGGGUGUCCAAGGCCCGGACGCCCCUCGUCGGGGGGACGCACUCGCCCCCCGCCAACGCCGCCACCGUCAUCAAGAUGCGGGAGUGCCUCCGCGCCGCGAACCUGAAGCACCUGGCGAGCAAGGCCUCCUCCGUGCCCCCCUCGGCCGCCCCGCAGCAGCAGAAGCCGCAGCCGAUGUCGCCGAGCGCCCGCCUGCCGACGAGCCCUUCGCUGGACCUCCCCGACUCGCCCGAAGGAGCUGCGACCUUCAAGGACCACGCCCUUCGGUCCGCCGACUACGCCGUGAAGGAGGAGAGGCUCGGCGACCCGAUGUACUGCAGCAGCAGCGCGCCCGAGGCAGGCUUCGGCUGGCCCAGCGACCUCCUGUUGGCGUCUCCUCCCACGGAGCCUCCGGCGGAGUCCGCGCCCCUCGCCGAGGACCCGCCCACGCUCGCCGACCUGGACAACAUCGGCGUCAAGGACCUGGUGCCGCUGUCGCCGGGCCUGUCGCUCGACCUGCAGACUCUCGGCUCCGACAUCGAGCUCUGGCCGGCGCACGAGGCGGGGCAGGACCUCAGCGCCCCGCGAGACCUGGCAACGCCCCCCACGCCCUACCACAGCGGCCUGCAGGACCCCUGGACGCAGGCGCUGUGGGAGGACGACGUCGACUCCUUCGUAGAGGAACUGCAGAUCAAGUUCCAACCGCUGCAGAUGGAAGCCAGUCCGCCCGCCGCAAGCCAGGCGGGGCCGGCGUCCACGUGGCUCCGGCCCGCCCUCGAGGUCUCCUACUCGCUGGGCGGCCCCUCGAGAUGAGCGGGGGGCGCCGACGUCCUGCGCGACCUCGCCCCCUUCGUCAUGGCGAGCUGGUCUCCGCCUCUUUGCUUUCUCUCUCCUCAAGCCUCUCUGCGCCCUCCUGGACCACACGUCUCAGAACGCGGCGGAUUUUGUGUCUCUCCCCAGCGACGGCGCCGCGCGGAGGGUGACAGCGCCUCCGGCAACAAAUGAUCUCAGAUCACGGCCAGACAUAUUUCCCCCUUUUCUUCCUUUUUUUCACCCUUUCUUUCUUCUUUUUUUUCGUCGUCAACGGUUCAGCGCUUCCAAUAUCCAGACCGAAGACCGUCCCCCUGGACAAAGAAGAAAGCGAUAAUUUCUUCCGUAUUGUUGGUCCAAGGCGAACCCGGGCAUCUGUAUACUCUCGAUCUGUCUGUUCGCGGUCGACGUCCGCAGGGCAUGACAGCAUAUUUGGCCAGGAGUUCUCGUUCUGCUGUGAUAGAAGUUUCAGUUUUUUUUUUUACUAUUAUUAUUGUUUUAGCGAUAAGGAAAACAACGUGUUAAUCUAGUCUUUUUACAUUUCUUUUGUGCAAAUCGUCCUGUCGGGUUGAGCUAAUAUUUUUGCUACUGGUUAGCAGUGUCUUGAUAACAGAUUAUUUUAUAUAUAUAUAUAAUCUUUACAGUGACAGUUUUAUAGCAAGGAUGAUAUGAGAAGAUGAGAAAGGUUGACGGAUUCAUCUUAUGACCAGUAGAUGGCGUUAAUGAUGAGUGUUAACGCCAUCUAUUGACUGAUCGCGAUAAUCGAUCAGCCUCUUUCUGUUCCUUCUUAGUUUAGUGUCUCGUUUGUUAGCAAAGAAAAUAAUCCUGUUUGUUUGCUUAUUUCAGUAACCCAAGUGUUUUUUAUCUGUGUAUAGCUGGCUAAUUGCCUUAACAUUGAUGUGACCCAGGUAGAUCUGGGAUUUGGAAUAUUGGCCCAGGUGGUCUUGCAAAUAUAUUUAUUGGAUAUUUUGGUAGGAAGGUAUACGCGUCCAAAAGAGGAUCUCAGAUCAAAGAAAACACUUAUUCAUUGUUUUUUUUGUUUUGUUUUUUUUUUUUUGUUUUUUAUUCAAUCUAAACCUCCAUCUUUUACACGAGCAUUGAUGUAUUCACGUUAAAGCACUCUUAUUCUAUGAUCGCAGUGCAUUUAAGUGAAGGUACCGAUGUUUAUAUUGUAGAUGAAAGCUCGAAUUAACAAAGUAUUGGACAAACCACCCUUAAUUUUCCUGAGAACACUUUUUUACGCGCUUACCCUUAUCUGUUGUUCGAUGUUCCGCUCGUGAUGCGAGUUGAAACAUUUCGCUACAACGGACUUUGAGUAAUAAUCUGAUGCAUGUGAAAACCGAAUAUGUACGGCGUGGUUUUGAAAAGAGUGUAUUUGAAACUGGAAGAUAAAGCCCUGGUGAUUUCUUUAACCAUUACCAAGAGUGAUUUUUUUUUUUUUUUUGUCUCGUUUAUCGGGAUUUGUCUGUUUUUCACUUCUUGCAGUUUUAGCGGCUGUUCACCGCUUAUCAUCUCUCUCUCUCUCUCUCUCUCUCACUCUCACUCUCU